GCUUCUAGAAGAGGCCCAUCUCUUACUUACGACAAAUCAGGUCUCGCGGCGUAAGGACGUUUGUUUCAGGACACGCCGAUCGAAGCAGCCAUCAGCCACACUCGGAUAGCAGGCAGACAAAUGGACCCUUCACGAUGAAUUCAGCUCAAUUGCUGAUAGAAAUGACCGGACCUCGCAACAGUAUGAUGGAGUACACGUAAUUGCAUAUUUGGCGGGGAUCAGCUUUCGUUUAAUGAAUUUGAAUAUAUUGUCUUGUUACUUCGAUUCACUUAUAUGCAUCAAGUGUGUCUCUAUAUGAGCACAAUUAUCCGACUACUCCAACCAUGAUCACCUGCUGUUUCGGCUCUCUUCUCAAACCGCGGAGACAAAUCGAUCUUGACAAGAAAAGGCUCCGCGAACGACACCUGCAAAAUGCUCUCGUCUCAUUGCCAUCGACACGACAACGCUCACUGAGCAUUCCCCUGAUCAAGGAACCACUAAUACCUGGUAACAAUAAAAUCAAGAAGAAUAAGAAUAAGCAAUCGACAAGCAAUCAGUUCCAGUCCUCAUUCUUUUCAAAACUACCGGCGGAAAUCCGGCGGAAGAUCUAUAUCGAAGUUCUCGGCGGACAAGUCCUUAAUAUCUUCAAGGAUGAGACUGCUCGUUAUGUCAAAUGGAUACCUCAGAGGAAACCCCUACUUGCUUUACCCAUGAGCUGUCGCAGGAUAUACUCUGAAACGAUCGAUCUCCUCUACAGCCACAACACGUUCUUUUCCAACGACUUCGACACCAUCCUCUGGUUUGUCUCUACUAUUCUCCCGCAGCGACUGGCAGCAAUCCGCACUCUACACGUCGAAUGGGACUGCGUGUGUUUCUGGCACGCUCGAAUGCGGCCCCCACCCCCUUAUGACAGGGAUACGUGGAUGAGAGUUUGGCGCACGAUUCCAUCAAUGACCGGACUGCGGGAGCUGAUGGUUCGUAUCUGGAACGGGCCCAGGAUGGAUGCCGCGACGGAGAUGGAUGUAUUCAGGCCGUUGACUGCGCUGAAGGGGCUGGAGAGAUUUGAGCUAGAGUUGCCAUGGAGGUAUCAAGGCGUAGGGGACGAGGAAGAAGAGGAAGGAAAUCGGGAUAUGCCGUUCAAAAUCAGAAGAGUGAGGCGCGAGUAUGACAUGACCAAUCUUGAGUGAGAAAUCUGGGGAAGAUGAACAGAUCGAUAAGAGUAGUCCAUCAUUUCCACCCUUUGGGAAGAAGGGAAGAGCGGUGCGACGCCGUAGCCAGAGAAAGUGUGAGAGAGAGAUAAU
Molecule: messenger RNA, 1280 nt
Organism: Paecilomyces variotii
Lineage: Eukaryota; Fungi; Ascomycota; Eurotiomycetes; Eurotiales; Thermoascaceae
Exons: 2
Coding region: 324-1166 (280 amino acids)
Source: RefSeq, a predicted model, not a curated record